AUCACCUGUCAGGUUGUUAGUGGGGAUUAACUUUAGAAGAAGGGAUUAACUUCCUCUGGCCCACACGUCAGCCACCACGUGCAUCGUCCGGCCGGUGAGGGACCACCGCGGCAGCUAUCCUCGGCGCCGCGCUCACGAUUCCGGAAUCACUCCCCACGCGAUUCGAUCCUCUCGCCGGCCCAGGCAUCGUAGAAUCCCCCCACCGAAAAAAAUCAAGCGGGCAUACAAAGAGCGCGUGCGCAGUGCUUGGAAUAGGUGGGUCGAACUUCGAAGGGGUUCGAGGACUUCAGCUAUGGCAUCUGUGGGACGUGCAGGACGAGGAGGGAAAGGAGAUGGAGGGAAGGGAGAAGGGUCGCUGGCUCGCAGGGCGUGGAGGCAGUACCUGCUCCAGCUCCAGCAACAUCCUCUCCGCACAAAGAUGAUCACGGCGGGGUGCCUCGCCGGCGUCAGUGACUCCGUGGCGCAGAAGCUCUCUGGGUUCCAGAAGAUUGAGAAACGCAGACUCCUGCUCAAGAUGCUCUUUGGUUUUGCGUAUGGUGGCCCAUUUGGACAUUUCUUGCACAAAAUUUUGGAUUACAUCUUCCAAGGGAAGAAGGAUACCAAAACCAUAGCAAAGAAGGUGUUGCUGGAGCAAGUGACAUCUUCUCCCUGGAAUAACAUAUUGUUCUUGUUCUAUUAUGGAUAUGUUGUUGAGAGGAGGCCUUUGAAGGAGGUGACGACCAGGGUGAAGAAACAAUACCCUUCUGUGCAACUCAGCGCUUGGAUGCUCCAUUCAGACAUUGGACCUUGAAGGAUUCAGAACUUCACACUGGGCGACUGGCUGCAAUUCGCCGUGCAGGACCGCCUGCAAUUCAAACUGGUUGUCACAGCAGACACCACAAGAGACCUAAUUAAACCAGACAAGUUCAUACCAACUUUCGUGAAAAACAUUCUAACUUCCUUAGCAGUCAAAAUAUAUUAUAUCUGAUCAAAAUUAUAGAAACUACAACAGCAUAAUUAAUUAUACUUAUUUCAUGUUAUAAAUGUUAUUAUUUCAUCAUAUGAAUUUGGUUAAACCGGA
Molecule: messenger RNA, 1060 nt
Organism: Zea mays
Lineage: Eukaryota; Viridiplantae; Streptophyta; Magnoliopsida; Poales; Poaceae
Product: peroxisomal membrane protein PMP22
Exons: 6
Coding region: 293-790 (165 amino acids)
Cellular component (GO): membrane; cytoplasm
Source: RefSeq, a predicted model, not a curated record